AUGCCACACUUUAUUUGGCUGAGUUGCUGCUCCCCAUUACUAACCUCGACGAUAGACAAACAUACGGUAAGAAGUCUUAUGGAACACUUUACUAACGAAUCUGUUUUUCUAGAAGUCAUAGAAUUGUUAGUGCAAAUCAAUUCAAACAAGCCAUUGAGAGACCACAAACGAGCACACCACCGAGCAUCAGAAUACUUAAUUGAAGACAGAAAACUAUGGAGAUUGCGAGGAGGAACAGCGGUCCGAGCUCGAAGUAGAACAGAAUGUGUUUCACAAGAAGAAGCAAGACAACUAGCAGCAAUGCAACAUGAGCAGAUGGGACACUGGGGAUGA
Messenger RNA from Suillus discolor, 333 nucleotides. RefSeq lists its product as uncharacterized. Lineage: Eukaryota; Fungi; Basidiomycota; Agaricomycetes; Boletales; Suillaceae. The record is from RefSeq and is a predicted model, not a curated record. The transcript has a single exon. Bases 1 to 333 code for a protein of 110 amino acids.